UCCUCCACCGUCACAGGACCCCCUUCUCCCUUCCAACUCCAGUUCCGACUCUCUCGAUCCCCUUCCCCGCCACCCGUCCCCCGUCGGUUUCUAAAGCUUUCUUGUGCAAAGAGAAGGAGAGGGAUGUCGUUGGGGAAGCGGCCGAGACCUCCGAUGAGGAGGACGACGAGCAUGACGGAGUUCGCGGGGGACGUCCUCGCCGACGUGCGGGUCCCCCAGCCGUCCGAUAAGGAGAGGGCCCUCCACGGCCACGGUCAAGGCCACCAGAGGUACCGGCAGAGCGCGGUGGCAUCGGUGAAGAAGGAUGGAGGAGGGGGAAAGAGGACUUACGGCGGGAGCGCCAGGGCGGAGGGGCUGGAGGCGCGGCACCUCGGAAACAUGGUGCCCCCCGGAUCAGGCAACCGACGGAACUUCGGCGACUUCGGGGUGGUGGAGAUCGCCCCCUUCUUGAAGGCGUGCAGCCUCUGCAAGCGCCGCCUCGGCCCCGGCCGCGACACCUUCAUGUAUAGGGGCGACAUUGCCUUCUGUAGCCUCGAGUGCCGGCAGCAGCAGAUGAAUCUAGAUGAGCGGAAGGAGAAGUGCUCCCUAACUUCCAUGAAGGAAACUCCCCCUCCCACCACCAGCAGCUCCGAGCAGUCUGGUAAUGGUGAAACGGUCGCCGCUGCUUAAGCUCAAUCCCCAUCCUUUCCAAUGGAAUUCAGAAAGCUUGCAGUUAUAUAUAUGUAGUACAUUAAGACAAAGAAAAUAGAUGUAGUUGGGGUUUAUUGGUUUUCAAGCAUCAUUGCUGUUAUCAGAGAACAUGUAUGAAAGAGCUGAUGCAAGGGAUUUGCCAACUUAUAUCUUUUCCUUUUUCUUUUCUUUUUUUUUUUUAAUCUUAUUAAUGAGAAGGAAUUGAUGACCCUGCACAUGUUUGGGGCUCUGUUUGUUCCUGCGGAAUAUAUGUUUACAACUUGUGAAUCAAAUCAAAUGGCUGUGUUUGGCUUA
Phoenix dactylifera (date palm) is the source of this 984-nucleotide messenger RNA. RefSeq names its product FCS-Like Zinc finger 5-like. The record is from RefSeq and is a predicted model, not a curated record. NCBI's taxonomy places the organism in Eukaryota, Viridiplantae, Streptophyta, Magnoliopsida, Arecales, Arecaceae.